CCAUUGAUCGGAAAGAAAGGGAAGAAACGGAAAAGGGAGCAGUCGAAAGAGAAGAAAAGCGGGGGAAGGAAAAGAAAAGAAGGAAGAAGGGAAGAAAAAAGCCGCCAUGGCGCCCAGAUUAUCAGCGACGUGUUCGCCGCUGGCCCCCGUGGUCGAUGCGUGCCUUGUGCAGUCCUGCAAAUCACAAUCGGUACCGUUCGCGCGGACCUUCAGCUCGACGCCGUGUCGCCAGAAGAUGAGCCGGGCUCGGCAGCAGAUGUUCCAGUGGCUCAAUGGCAGGGAGGGCUCAGAGUUUGCCGAGCCGCGAGGGCCAAAGUACCUGGGGCCGCUGCAGGAUCAGCCGUUUCCCCUCAACCCGCUGUUCCGGAGCCAGCCGGUGCUGGACGAGCACACGAGGGAGCUGAUAUGGGACAAGGUGAUGAAGAGGGGCGAGUCGCUCAAGGCGGUGUCGGCGGAGAUGGGCGUCGAUGUGAGGAGGGUGGCGGCUGUGGUAAGGCUGAAGGAGGUUGAGAAGCAGUGGCAGAGAGAGGGCAAAAAGCUGGCAACUCCCUAUGCCAAGGCCGUCAUGAACAUGCUGCCCAAGACGUCGUACCGCGAGGGCGAGAAGAACCUGCCGCACGAGCCGGUCAACGAGAUCCACGUCCACAAGCUGACGAUGCAGCAACUCUUCGUGCCGGUGUCGGAGUCGCGGCACUUUACCCGAGAAGACGCCGCCAAGGCCUUCCACGACAGCAUGCUGUCCGUUGACGCGCGAUCACCACAGCCCGAGCUCAUCAAGAUGGAGCGGGAGAUUCUUAACGGCAAGAGCCGGCAAGAAAGCCUGGCCAAGUUCAAGGAGGCGACGCAGAACGAGGAGGACAGGGUGGCGCGGCGCAUCGCGGGCGAGCAGCGGAGGGAGGAGGAGGCGACGACGAGGGUCAAGACGGACCGCUACGAGUUCCGCUUCAAGGAGAUCAACGCAGAUGAUGUGGGCUACAACGGCCGGUCAAGGAAGGGCACCGGCUGGAGGUAUGGAGCGCCGUUUGAUGAUCGCAAGCGUGGGCUGGUCAAGAUUCCUACCUCUGUGCCUUGA
This is a messenger RNA of Trichoderma reesei QM6a, 1072 nucleotides long. RefSeq lists its product as uncharacterized. The record is from RefSeq and is a predicted model, not a curated record. Gene Ontology annotation, cellular component: mitochondrial small ribosomal subunit. The transcript is spliced from 2 exons. Gene Ontology annotation, molecular function: structural constituent of ribosome. NCBI's taxonomy places the organism in Eukaryota, Fungi, Ascomycota, Sordariomycetes, Hypocreales, Hypocreaceae. Bases 107 to 1072 code for a protein of 321 amino acids. Gene Ontology annotation, biological process: mitochondrial translation.